Drosophila biarmipes is the source of this 1792-nucleotide messenger RNA. RefSeq names its product cellular tumor antigen p53 (gene p53). Bases 413 to 1453 code for a protein of 346 amino acids. The transcript is spliced from 5 exons. The record is from RefSeq and is a predicted model, not a curated record. Gene Ontology annotation, cellular component: nucleus. Gene Ontology annotation, molecular function: DNA-binding transcription factor activity, RNA polymerase II-specific; RNA polymerase II cis-regulatory region sequence-specific DNA binding. Gene Ontology annotation, biological process: regulation of transcription by RNA polymerase II; apoptotic process. NCBI's taxonomy places the organism in Eukaryota, Metazoa, Arthropoda, Insecta, Diptera, Drosophilidae.
CCCCGAUAAAAACUGCUUAAUUGUUUUUCAACCAUCCAACCGAUGCCAUCUAAAGGACCUGUCAAGUGGGCCGACACUAUCUGGACACAUCGCGCAAGGCUUGUAUUUCGGGGCCGUCUAAAAACCAACUGAGCAUGCGUUGCGUUGGCCGUUAAAAAGAGCAGAAAAAGCGAGCGGCAAGCGACAUUCCCCGAAUGACUCAGCCGCUGCCUGCAAUUUCAUAAGAGCACCAUGACGUCAAAACCUCACGGGCUUCACUUUUAGUAAGAGAAUGGAACAGAACACUCUUAUCUAGCCGAUUGGCAAGGAACACUCCUACUUGUCGUCACUAGUCAGCGAAAUUUGCAAGCACUUGUGAAACAUCAGAACAAAACAAAUCAGCAGUGCAUUUGCUAUUCCAACAGGCAACGACAUGAAGCUCUAUCAGCUCUAUGAGCGCAAACAAUCCGUGCUGCGCGAGAUGAUGCUGCAAGACAUCCAGAGCCAUGUCAACACGCUGCCCAAACUGGAGAACCACAACGUCGGGGGCUAUAACUUCAGCAUGGUUCUGGAUGAGCCGCCCAAAUCGCACUGGAUGUUUUCGGUGAAGCUGAACAAGCUCUACAUCCGGAUGAACAAGACCUUCAACGUAGACGUUCAGUUCAAGGCGAAGAUGCCCAUCCAGCCACUCAAUCUGCGUGUCUUCCUCUGCUUCACCAAGGAUGUUAGUGGUCCAGUGUUGCGCUGCCAGAAUCACCUGAGCGUGGAGCCAUUGACCGCCCAAAACGUGAAGAUGCGCGAGAGCUUGCUGCGCAGCGAGAAUCCCAACAGCGUGUACUGCGGAACGGCCCAGGGCAAGGGCAUUUCUGAACGUUAUUCCGUGCUGAUCCCGCUGAACAUGUGUCGAUCUGGCAAUCGGAGCGCGGGCCAUGUGCGCCAGACGCUGGCCUUUAAGUUCGUCUGCCAGAACUCGUGCAUUGGCCGAAAGGAAACCAGCUUGGUCUUUUGUCUGGAGAACGCAGGUGGCGACAUCGUGGGUCAGCAGGUUAUGGAUGUCAAGGUUUGCACGUGCCCGAAACGUGAUCGCAACCAAGACGAACGCCAACUGAAUGGCAAGAAACGCAAGUCCAUCGCGGACGUCACCGAUGAUGACGAGCAGGAUAUUAAGCCCUCAAAGAUGCGUCGUCGCACGGUGUCGUACAAAAAAGAUAUAAAGAUGGAGGAGACGGAGAGCAACGACAGCCACGACAGAGACACCAGUGAGUCCAUCACCGAUUGGAACGUUUCAACCACCAAGGACGGGGAAUACCGCUUGGCCAUCACCUGCCCUAAAAAGGAGUGGCUGCUGCAGGCCAUUGAGGGUAUGAUCAAGGAGGCGGCGACUGGAGUGCUUCGAAAUCCCAACCAAGAGAAUCUGCGUCGCCAUGCCAACAAACUGAUGGCCCUCAAGAAAUGUGCCAGUGAGCUGCCUUGACUUUGGAGGUGGUCAACAUUUUUACUACUUUAUACAGUGAACCGCCAGAAGCCUUUGAAAUGUGUUACAGUUCCGAGGUAUAGGUGUAAAUCUCUUAAGUUUGUAUUAAUCUUUGUUUGUUAGGCGUCUAACAGUGAUAUUCCUAUGCGGUCUUGGCAUGCACAAAGCCAAAAAAGAAAAGUUUUUUAUAUUUUUGAUAAUACUAUACUGCUGUUAAUUUCAGUUAUAAGAAACUAAAAGAAAGUAAUUUAUAUGUAACACAAGGAAUGAAAUCCCCACACUCUGUACAAAUAAGCCAAAAGUGAACUGAUUAAAGAGCUGUCAUGUUUUGCAAGCGAA